This is a messenger RNA of Penicillium pulvis, 1167 nucleotides long. RefSeq names its product Gfo/Idh/MocA family protein. The record is from RefSeq and is a predicted model, not a curated record. Lineage: Eukaryota; Fungi; Ascomycota; Eurotiomycetes; Eurotiales; Aspergillaceae. The transcript has a single exon. Gene Ontology annotation, molecular function: nucleotide binding. Bases 1 to 1167 code for a protein of 388 amino acids.
AUGUCUUCAGUCAAGGUCCACAAUGUUGGAAUCAUUAUGAACGGCGUUACCGGACGCAUGGGGACGAACCAGCACCUUAUCCGAUCUAUCUGCGCUAUCCGAGCCGAGGGCGGCAUUACCACUACCGAUGGUGAGAUCAUCAUGCCUGACCCUAUCUUGGUCGGUAGGAACCUUGCAAAACUUGAAACUCUCGCGAAAAAACACGGAAUCGAGCGAGUCACAACAGAUCUGGAUGCCGCAUUGGCCGAUCCACAAAACACAGUCUACUUCGAUGCGCAGGUCACAUCUUUACGACAAGAUGCAGUCAAAAAGGCCGUCGCGGCGGGCAAGCAUAUUUACUGUGAAAAGCCAACCGCCGUUACGACAGCCGAGGCGCUCGAGCUUUCUCAAAUUGCAGAGAAGGCGGGCGUGAAGAACGGUGUUGUGCAGGACAAGCUUUGGUUGCCUGGCCUUGUGAAGCUGAAAGGUCUCGUGGACAGCGGCUUCUUUGGAGAGAUUUUGUCCGUCCGUGGUGAAUUCGGGUACUGGGUCUUUGAUGGGGAGAAUGUUGUCUGCCAACGUCCUAGCUGGAACUACCGGAAGGAGGAAGGUGGCGGUAUUAUCUCGGAUAUGUUUUGUCACUGGCACUAUGUAAUCAACUCCCUAUUUGGCGAGAUCAAGUCCGUUUCUUGUCUUGGUGCGACUCAUAUCAAGAAGCGACGUGAUGAGCAAGGCGAGGCAUAUGACUGCACUGCUGAUGACAGUGCUUAUGCGACGUUUGAGUUGAAGAAUGGCGUUAUUGUGCAGUUCAACUCUUCCUGGGCUGUUCGUGUGCGUCGAGACGAUCUUCUUACUAUCCAGGUGGACGGCACGAAAGGCAGUGCCGUGGCGGGUCUGCGGGAUUGUGUUGUUCAACAUGAAAGUGUGACACCGCGGCCGACUUGGAAUCCUGAUGUCGCUGGUACGGUUGACUAUAAGGAUGGGUGGAGUAAGGUUCCUGAUCGUGAGAUGCUUGAAAAUGCCUUCAAGACUCAGUGGACAAUGUUUCUUCAGCAUGUUGUCAAGGAUGAACCAUGGCAGUAUAAUCUAUUGGAGGGGGCUAAAGGUCUUCAGCUGGCAGAGAAGGCCAAGGAGAGUUGGGAGAAGCGUUGUUGGGUCAACCUUGCUCAGUUGGAAUCCAAGCUUUAA